This is a messenger RNA of Mastomys coucha (southern multimammate mouse), 1008 nucleotides long. It is a transcript of the gene CUNH1orf210, whose product is annotated as chromosome unknown C1orf210 homolog. The record is from RefSeq and is a predicted model, not a curated record. The transcript is spliced from 3 exons. The coding region runs from base 190 to 540 and encodes 116 amino acids. NCBI's taxonomy places the organism in Eukaryota, Metazoa, Chordata, Mammalia, Rodentia, Muridae.
CGCCCCGCCACUGUUCCAGGUGAGUCAAGCUUCUGCUCUGGCCCGCCCACCUGUCCAGGUUCAGCAGUCUCAGCCGGAAGCCGCCUCCACCGACUGUGCAGUGUCUGAAGGGCUUGUGCCCCGAGGCUGCCUGGAGCCUGGGGUGUCCCUGGAGCCAGGACUUUUUCUGGCAGAGGCCAAGGCUCACAGAUGUCAGGCCUAUCCAUGACUGAAGAAAACAUAACAGCCUCCUCAGGGACCACCAAUGCAUCAACAGUGGCCCCUGGUCUGGGCACCGGGGGCCGGGCAUGGCCUGUGCUGGUAGGGGUUGUGCUGGGGGCGGUGGUCCUCUCCAUACUCAUCGCGCUCGCUGCCAAGUGCCACCUCUGCCGCCGAUACCAUGCCAGCUACCGGCAUCGCCCGCUGUCCGGAGCAGGGGGUGGGAACCGCCCACAGGUGGGUGAAGAUGAGGAUGACGAUGGCUUCAUUGAGGACAAUUACAUCCAGCCUGGGGCUGGUGAGAUGGAGACGACAGGAAGCCGGGACCACUUCUCUCUCUGAGCCCCAUCUUUGGACACUUUCCUCCAUGCCUGGCAGUUUAAUGACAGCGAUGCCUCAAGUCUCAGGGUCAGAGUUCGCUAGUACCUAAAGGUUGACCACGAGCCUGUUUUCUGGCACUGGUCGCCAAAGUGACAAUUCUGUUUCUCAUUAACUCUUCGUGGCUCCCCGCUGUCCCAGGAUACAACCUGACAGUGCGUGAACACGGGAAAAGGCCCCUGUGGGCAAGCCUCUUGAUUUCUUUUCUUUGUCCCCCACUUCCUACUUUACCCUCUUCUUGGGCUGCCUUGACACCCCUCAUGAAGGCAGCCUUGACAACAAGUUCUGGGAUUUCACACACGUCCCAGCAGGAGAAGACCGUGCCAAACUUAUUGCUGAAAAUUUUUUCUUAUCAAUAAAGUAUGUGACUUGGUUAUAAUAUAUCAUGUUUUUCACAGUAAUUAAUAAAUCUAUUUUCAUUUUGGAUUAGCA